This is a messenger RNA of Schistocerca gregaria, 4431 nucleotides long. RefSeq lists its product as uncharacterized. The record is from RefSeq and is a predicted model, not a curated record. Bases 180 to 848 code for a protein of 222 amino acids. The transcript has 6 exons. Lineage: Eukaryota; Metazoa; Arthropoda; Insecta; Orthoptera; Acrididae.
GGGAAAAGGGGGAGGGGGAGUGGAUGACCGACACUCCGGUCGACCUGGCCCGCAGCCAGUCUCGCCUGUGUAGUGUCGCGAGGAACGUACAUUCCAGCGCGUUGCGGGAUCCCACCGACUGUAGCAACAAGUAGCGGAAAGAACGCGCAAGAGACAACAGGGUGUGUGAGGGCGGAAGCAUGUGCUGCAGAGUGGGCAAAUGCUGCUUCUGCAUCGACCUGCGAGUGGGGAUCAUCACCAUCGCGUGUAUCUGGCUGCUUGGAGAUGCCCUCUUGCUAGUGUGGACGUCACAUCUGGCAUACGUCUUGAAUGCAGCUAUGGAGGAGCUGCGAUCGGAGGAUUUCGAGGAUGUAGAUCCUGAGUCCAACGGAAGAGUUGUGGCUGCCAUGAUCCUAGCAGGUGCCUUCUGGAUGGCGGUCAUAGGUGCUGUUCUCUCCAGUCUGGCUGUUCUCCUCGACAUUAUGUUGCUGGCAGGCGCCAUUAACGCUCGGCGCAAGCUGCUCCACGGCUGGAUGGUGGCCUACGCGGUGCUGUACGGUGUCUCGCUGGUGAUCGGUGGGCUGAGUGUCGCAGUAGUGUUCCUCUACAACAGCUCCUACUAUGGCCUCUCCAUCACUGCCGGCAUCCUGCUGCACGUAGGGCUGAUGGUGUACUUCUGGAUUGUGGUGCGCAGCUACUACCUGGAACUGGGCCAACAGUAUGGCGAGGGCGGACCACGCACCACAGCUGGCAAGGUCUACUGCACGGUGCCCACAGGGGACGUUCUUCCUGCCCACGGGACCUACUGCUAUGCGGAUGGCAUGGCCAUGGCACCUACUGCACCGCCACGCUACACUAGUGCUCCGUAGGAACCACUAUGUCACUCUUGUGAGGGGAUCACAUCUCUAGGUGACAUGCGCUGAUCAUGAGGCUAAGAGGACCUAACGUCUGCACUGUCAUUGUGACAGUCUUCUGAAGGGCUGGCCUUCACUGCUUGAUGAUAUGCUGUUGUUACCAUCCAAGAAAAGGCUGUCAAAGGAGCUGCUUUAAACCUGUCUUCACAGUGGUGUAAUACUAUUCUUAAAUAGCUUCAACCUACUUCGAUCCUGUCUUGAUCUUCCUCGUAAGAGUAUUUUAUAUUAUCUUGAAACUACAGGUUCAAAACUGUGCAUAGUGAGUAGAACAAUAUUAUUCCACUACAUCAACAUUUAUACUGUGCAGCCUACCAUAUAUUGGUGAUAGUGGAUAAUUUGUGUACUGCUUUUAUUUCCCCCUUGGCACAAUCUGCUUGUUCAGGUGGUGAGCUCAAAAUAAAGCAGUAAGUAGACAUUUAUUUGAUUCUAUCAUGUCAUUUUAUGAGACUUGUGUGGGAGGAACCUGUAUCUUGCUUCUGGAAUAUGUUAUUGUUGUUUCUUCAGUCUGAAAUUGUGAAGACUAGUAUAAUACAACCCACAUUGAUUUGAACCUGCUUCCUCUACAAUUUUUGCCCUCCACACUUCCUUCCAUUAUCAUAUUUAUGAUUUCUUGAUGCUUUGAUAUAUGUUCUAUCAACCGACCCAUUUUUUUAGUUAAGUUGCUAAUGAGACUUUGGUUGUCACAAAAUGGUUUCAUUGUGACUACAUGAAGCAAUAACGGAAAGUGCAGCUCUUUUUCAAAUCUCCUCUAUCUCCCCUCUUAAUCUUAGUUCUUAAGAGACCACGAGUAACAAGAAACAUUCAAAAAUUUGUUAGAAGGGGAUAUUAUACAAGCUUCCUCUUUAGUAUACAAAUUAUGUACUCCGAGCAUUCUACCAGUGACAGUCAGUCUCAUGAGUGAAUUUUAUAUGUUUUAUAAGGUCUUUCAGUUUGAAAUCACUCUGGGUGCAUCCCAGUAAAUAUUUUAUGGUUGUGACUGUGUUUUCAGUGAUUCAUUGCCAAUGGUGCAAUCUGACAAUAUUGGGUCUUUCCACUUGUUUGUAAUAAGUUACAGAAAUUUAUGUCGGGAAGUACCCAUUAACCCAAGCAAGUAAUUUGUAUUCAGUUCAGUUGUAAACCUGUAUUCCACAUCUUCCUACUGGCUAGUAUCCAACACCUACCGGAAGUCAAGGAUGCCAGUUUCAACAAAGAUACCAAUACUUUCUGUCUUCUGCAAAUAGUCACUAAAAAGAGCAAGUUGUAUUUCACAGGAUCCUUGUUGACUCACGUAGAGCAAGAUUUUGGUUGCCAAAAAUGUGUCUCUUCUCAGUUAAUAUGAAGACUGACCUAUGUUUAAGUCUGAUUGAAGGGAGGUAGUGAAGUAUUGGAACAUGGUGAAAUUGCCAUUUCGUGAGCACUUUGUACAGAGUGUAUACUCAUGUGUCAAUGAUUUAUAUGUACACAGAGGUGUUACAACGAUGGUCAUCUUUGUCAGGCCCUAAAUGAUAGUGGUGUAGGCAGGUUCCAAGCACUUCCACUAUCCAAGGUUGUGAUCAGGUUACAGACACAAGUUUCUCAUAUCAGGUUUGAUGUUUGUGUCCAGUGGCUUUUAUCUGCUCAGGCAGCAUUUUGUCUCACACACAAACCCACUCUUCCAGAUUCAUCAUAAUCGAGCAAUUUGUGUAAUACUGCACCACAACCAGCAGAUAGAGUACCUGUCUUAAAUUUUUAUGUUCCUUUUCAGAUGAGUCAUUGUCCCCAUUUCUGUGAACUGGCCUCUACAACACAUUUAAUCAUUUGUACGGCCCAUCUGGAUUAGUAAUGCUAGAGUGCAAAAGUCUCAAUGUAGGUGCACUUACCUUUUUGUUACCUUUAUUCAAAUAAAAUGGAGGUGAGGGAACCUCUUUUGACUACAGCCUUCAAACAAUGCUCUCUGCUUAACACCACUGUUAUACCAACAGCAUUUUCGAUGAGCCACAAUAAGGGGCACAAAGACACUGAAAUUCAUUCUGCACUCUCAAAUUCUGAUCUCACUCUAAAUGAAUGCAGACAAAUUUUGCUGCAGUGCCUUAAACAGAUAGUGCCCACAUUAUUUUUCUCAUCAUUGUCCAACACAGCUACAGCUCUGUCCUAACAUCUGGCAACAUAUACAUUUAUACUCUGCUGCCCACUAUGAUGUGCAUGACAGAGGGGGUUUCUCACUAUUAUUAGUGUCCCUUGGUGCCAAUGAGACUUUUUAAAUUAUCUUCCUUUAUUUUAGCUAGUAACUGCAUGCCUGAAAACAUAUUUCUUCCUCCACAAGUUCACACACUUCAGUUUAUAUGUGUAACACAUUUGUUACAUCUUUGUUGAUGGCUUUAAAUUGUGCGUAAAGUUCCAGCUGGUUUCUACUAUGAGAAGCCCUUUACAUGAUAUUCCUGUUGCCGUAAUUUUUAAGCAGCAGUCUACAUCUGCCAUCUUCAAACUAUCUUCGGUGUGUGCUGAGGGGUAGUUUGUGUACCGCUGUUACUUUUUCCUUUCCUAAUCCAGUCACAAAAAGUUCAUGGGACAAACGAUUGUUGGUAUGCUGCCAUGUGGGCUUGAAUCUCCCAAGUUUUUCGUCCAUGGUCUUUACAUGAGAUACACAUAAGAAGAACCAAUAUUUAGGCUGGCUCUUCUAGAAAUGUACAGUCACAGUACUGACAAUAAAGCAGACCAUGGCGCACAACGCCUGUCUUGGAUCGUCUGCCACUGCAGUUAGCUGAGCGUCUCCAUGAUGCUUCUGCACUUACUAAAGCAACCUCUGAUGAAACACACUGCUCUUUGUUGGUUCUCCACAAUUUCACCUGUUGAAUCCAUCUGGUAAGCAACCCAGACUUGUGGAUACUCAAAUAAAGGUUGAAAUUAAAAUUUUGUGAAUCACCUGUUUUGUAGCAGGACUAUACUUUGUGAGGAGUCUUCUAAUGAAUCUCAGGAGGAGAGUGUAAUAUCUUAGACGACUUGUUUUAUUUUAGUGUAAUAAUAAUAAUAAUAAUAAUAAUAAUAAUAAUAAUCUCAUUUGAAAUUACUAAUGUGCAUUGUAUGUCCCUGACUAAAAUGUUCACAGAGGUGAUGCUGAGGAAUAUUGUGCACUUCAUUAUAGAAAUGAUGACAAUGUAUAGGUGAAUGAAAGGAACUGUUAAGAGAAACCUUCAUAAACAUGAACUGACAUUACACAAUAUGUUAAUACCUUUGUGAUGUGCCACAUAACCUUCAAGAAAUUUUUUCUAAUAAUAUUCCUUCAGCUCCAUUUUGUUGAGAGUUUGUUUUUAUACAUACUCAUAACAUACCUUUUCCUGUCUAAAGUACAAAAAACCCGAAGAAACCAUAGGUGUUUUCAGUACUUACACACCUUUUAAUCAUCUGGUUUGCUGUAAGCACUUAUAUUUCUGGGAGCCAUGGACUAAAAAUUCUUUGUUUUGUGAACAAUGUAUAUUGUUGAUGUACCAUUAUGAAAUAUCAGUUUUAAACUGAGGAAGGUGCUGUGAUUAAUAAUUGUAAAGAUGACAGUAUUUUAUUAAUAAAAGUUAAUGAUAAAUUA